AAAAAAAAAAAAAAAAAAUCUCGUUUAUUUCCGAUUUCACCUUUCCCACGCGAUUUGCAAAAUUAUCCAUCAAAAACCUGUUGCCUUUUCGGUCCCAAGCACCGGCACUGUGCGUCUUCGGCCAUGAGUGGCAACGCGAAGGUGGCGGUGCCCGAGGCGCUCGAGUCCCCCACGCGGCUGGCGACAGAUAUGGCGACCAAGUGGCUGGCGUCGAUGGACGAGAUGCAUGACGACGACGACAAGACGGAGACGACGAGUGACAUUUCACCCAGUGCAGACUCCAGUCCUGUAUGCAAGAAGCGUGAACUGAAUGAGUCGCAGAAAGACAGUGGAGAAGAGACGCAGGAAGUUCAGAAGAAAAGACCCAAGCGGAAGUACCGCAAGUCCACCAUCAACGUGCGCAAGGAGGAGAAGGCAACUUUAUUAGAGGAACUAGCAGAACUGCACACCAAGCUGGAAAAGAUCAAGGCACGCGCAUUCGCCACUUGUGUGGGCGUGGAAGCUCGCACUCCAAGCGAGAUGCAGAGUGCGAAUAGAGUGCUGAGACGGGCGAUCCAGAAGCAACAACUGGAAUGCACCAAGAUUCACGCCCUCAUGUCCGAGUACUCUUUAUUUAAUAUUCGAGUGGGCAGUCCGAUUCAUCGGCCAAUUCACUUACAGAAGGACACGCAUGCACGACGCGCUACACUAUUGGCGUUGAAGAGCAAGGUACUGCAGGAUGGAGCCAAGUUCCUAAACGACCGACGACCUCGAGUGGAUCCAUUGAAGCCAAUGCGAGAAGAUCACGGCUACGAAGCGUCGAACGGGGAUUUCUACGCGACGUACAUUUCUACGAUGCAGUUCGAGAACACAGUGAAGCAAGUGUACGAUAUUUUACUCGGCUACUUCAGCAGCAUCGAGAUUAGUGUGUCGGAGAAGCUCGGCAACAUCACAAUCCGCGAAGACGACGACAAUAUGGCGCCAGGAAUCACACAGAAUCGACUGGUGUCUACUACGAUCGGUGGGCUGCGGAUGGAGUCAAACACGGUAUAUUUCUCUCGCUACGAACCUGGCGACGAAGAUGCAGGUCAUCAAAAUGGCUACGGCAUCUUUGUGGCGGAUUAUGUGGACCACGACGAUUUAAACCCGUAUCAUCCGCACGAACGUAUUCGCCGCGACUUCAGCGCUGUGUUGGAACUCACGUCGUACCCAAUAAGACAUGGGGUACGCACCAGAUCGAAGAACACGAGCGAGGGACGAGUUGUGGUGCUUACAAGAUGGGUACACAGCAAGGUGUAUCACCCCGAGUACGACAUCCCGCAGUCCGGCUGGCAUGAGAUGCGUGACAACACCGAGCGAUGGAUACAAACACUGCACCAUACUAUGAUGGAGCGGUUGUCCCCCGUAGUCUGCUGUCGGAGGUAAAAGGGCAAUAAACGAUGGCUACAUUUUUAGGUCUCGCUAGUCGCAAAAAUGAUUGUGAUUGGUGAAUAAGGUUCGAAAUUAAAGCCAAUCAGAUUAUGUUCACUGUACCAUAAAUAUGGUACAAGUGGCCCGUCACCAUCG
Phytophthora nicotianae INRA-310 is the source of this 1545-nucleotide messenger RNA. RefSeq lists its product as hypothetical. The transcript is spliced from 3 exons. Bases 124 to 1404 code for a protein of 426 amino acids. The record is from RefSeq and is a predicted model, not a curated record. NCBI's taxonomy places the organism in Eukaryota, Oomycota, Peronosporomycetes, Peronosporales, Peronosporaceae.